Molecule: messenger RNA, 552 nt
Organism: Rangifer tarandus platyrhynchus (Svalbard reindeer)
Lineage: Eukaryota; Metazoa; Chordata; Mammalia; Artiodactyla; Cervidae
Source: the annotation of a GenBank genome assembly
AUGGCGGCCUUGCCCUUCGGGUGUCUCUCAACGACGCUGCUCUGCGCUAUGGUGGUUCAGGCUUCCUCCACAAGCAUCCUGUUUGCAGAGCUCCUCCCUCCCUCCCGUCCCUUCAGGUGUCUCCUCACAGCCAACCGCAGUCCUCUGCCUGGGUCUGCUCUCCAAGCCCCACAUUUGAGGACCCAGCCCUUGUGUGCAAUGGUGGACACCCUCUCAGGCUUGGGGGAGCAGGGCUGGGGUCAGGACCGUCUGCCGAGGUCUCACUCUGUCCUGCUGCCUCUGACUGGUGCUGCCUUCUCUUCCCAUCAGAGAAUGAGGCUCCCUUCCGUCCCGGUGAGCUCCCCUCUAGGGUUGCAGGUCCCGCCCCACUUCCUCUCCUCACCCUUUUCCUUCUUGUCUCAUUGGUCCUGCCUGGCUAUGAGGGGAUCUUUCUUGUCCUUUCAGGUGUCAAGGUCCCCUGCUCGUGUUCAGAAGGGGCUCUGUGAAUAUUGUUCCAUUUCUGACGUAUUCUCGAUGCAUUUGUGGAGGGAGAUGAACUCCACAUCUUCCUAA